CCGCAGUGUAUUUCCCAUCGCGACGCCAUCUGUCAAAAGAAGUAAUCAACACGUUUAUAUCAACAUCGAUCCACGACGACAUCGACGACGUUCGCGGAUGCGCAUGCUGGGCGAGGCCAACACGAGCACCUCGAUCACAUUCUACUAUAGCCUUCAGCGUUGACCAGAACUUUGCGCCGUUGGCGACACUGUAGUGGACCUAGUCAAGGGCCGCUGUGUCCGCAGCUUGAAAGUUACGAUGCCAACCCCGUCGUCCGGCCCGUCGCAAGGAGGGCAAUCGCCAACUUCACCAGUGUUUUCAGUUUGUCCAGACGAAAGUCAGAGUCCAUUAAGUGGAGAAAGAGGAGGAAGUGCGUUGCUCAUCGAAGAUGGAAAUAUGCCACUCCCUGCAGGACUCGACUUGGAACGCUUGCCACCGAGCCACGCCUUCAAUGACGAGUCGCCAGUCGAUGGCACCAGCACACUGGAGGAGGACAUCUCAGGAGACUCUUCCUCACGCGCCACAACAUCGUCCCCCGCAUCGCGCUCUAACCAUAUAAAUGCGACGCCUCUGCCGCCUGUUGAUCACGAUGCCGAUAGACACAAGUUCGGGGAUUAUGGCGAGCACCGCCGUAGCCACACGUCUGCUUUGCGGUCAGCCAGAGCUCCUACUACGGUGGCCGAGUCGGCAACUCCGCCUCGAGGCGAGCAAAUCGGCGAUUCUAUGCCAGAAGAUCCAGACACAGAGAUGAAUGUACCAUCGAGUGCAUAUGACUUCCCCACCCUACGCCCUCCCUGUAUAUGUCCGUUCCUGCGCCCCGGAAGCAAAUUCCAGGGGAUGCAACAAUCUGAGAAGCAGAAGUACGAGGUUCAAGUCGAGAUCAAGCACGUGGAUCCAAGAGAGUCCCUCUUGUGCGGAUACCUGCGAAUACGCCUGACGGAAGACCACCCAACGCUCACCACCUAUUUCGAAGGAGAGAUCAUCGGUUCGAAAUACAACUUCUUCACUGCAAAUGAAGCUUGGGGCGCUACGCACAAGGACGAUCUCAGUCACUGGGCUAAGUUCGGAGCUUUUCGGCCGUUCCAAAAGCAGGCACGUCGGGGCAUAGUGCAUAUUCCUGAUGUGUUUCAACGGGAACACAUCUUCAUGCGCUGGAAAGAGCAUUUCCUCGUACCCGAUCACCGUGUGAGGACAAUCACUGGUGCCAGUUUUGAGGGGUUCUACUACAUAUGUUUCAAUCAGCUGAGAGGCGAAGUCAGCGGUAUCUACUUCCAUUCAAAGAGCGAAAAAUUCCAGCAGUUGGAACUUAAGCAUGUCAAAGAUCGAGGCUGCUUCAGUGCUGUCGAAUUCAGGUGAUGUUGCCAAGUUGAUGUUGAGAUAAUAUCUUGGGCGAGUUGCAUCAUCACCAUAAUCUGGGAGCAUUUGCCACUAGUAUGGACCAUUUGGAAGCGGCUGAUGUCGCCUGUUUUUCUAUUGCACCUUUGAAGCCAUGCUGGUUAGAAUGCCACACCGUAAGACAGCCUUUCACACCAGGCCUACCCAAGUGAUGUGAGGACCAAGAGCUCAAUUGACUCAGCGAAAUUGCCACGGUCGCAGACGAAGGU
Emericellopsis atlantica is the source of this 1584-nucleotide messenger RNA. Its product is annotated as vacuolar import and degradation protein-domain-containing protein. Lineage: Eukaryota; Fungi; Ascomycota; Sordariomycetes; Hypocreales; Bionectriaceae. The transcript is spliced from 4 exons. Bases 239 to 1336 code for a protein of 365 amino acids. Gene Ontology annotation, biological process: protein catabolic process in the vacuole; protein targeting to vacuole; proteasome-mediated ubiquitin-dependent protein catabolic process. Gene Ontology annotation, cellular component: extrinsic component of membrane; GID complex. The record is from RefSeq and is a predicted model, not a curated record.